Molecule: messenger RNA, 459 nt
Organism: Penicillium riverlandense
Lineage: Eukaryota; Fungi; Ascomycota; Eurotiomycetes; Eurotiales; Aspergillaceae
Exons: 4
Coding region: 1-459 (152 amino acids)
Source: RefSeq, a predicted model, not a curated record
AUGGGGAAGACCAAAAAUGCAAAGGCCCUGACGCACGAGGAGAUUUGGGAUGACUCGGCCUUGGUGCGGUCGUGGGAUGAGGCUGUCGAGGAGUACCAGCUAUAUCACAGCAUCCACGCUAAGGGGGAAAAUGUGGAAGAUGUGCUGAGAGAGGCAGAAAGGGAAGAGGCUGAUGUUGUGGAUGAAGGAGAUCUCGCCGAAGAUACGCUGAUGGAAGGGGGCAGCGAUGAACCCAUCCCAGACGUUCUGCAGCCCGCGCAAAAGUCUGAUGUGCCCCCUGCAGACGAGGGAGUACCAGCAGCAUCAGCAGCAGCCACACCUCCCGCCAGCGGUAUGCCGAUGCCUCAUCCCGCGUUAGCGCAAGUUCAAGAUGAAGGACUGAAGAACCUCAUGAUGGCAUGGUACUUUGCGGGCUACUACACAGGCCUCCAUGAGGGCCAGCAGCAAGGCAAACAAUAG